Molecule: messenger RNA, 2535 nt
Organism: Pelodiscus sinensis (Chinese soft-shelled turtle)
Lineage: Eukaryota; Metazoa; Chordata; Testudines; Trionychidae
Source: RefSeq, a predicted model, not a curated record
GUGUUUCCCCCAUUCUAGAAAUAUUACCUCGAAGUAUAAGAAAAAUGUCCCUUUGAAACAAUGAGGAAGGAAGAUUUGUAUUUAAUUAUUCAGAAUAUUAAUCAAUUAAUUAUUCAUCUGUGUUUUGGCUACUGAGAUAAUGUAUAAUGUCUUGACUUGAGCCUUUCCUGUGUAUUGUAAACAGCAUUCAUUUAAAAGCAGAAUCACAAUACUUUGUGACUUCCAAGCCUUUGGUAGAUAAGAAAGAAAGAAAGUCCAGUGGCAUCUGUCCAUUCUAAGCCUUUCUGUGAUGGAUCCACACCAGCAAGAAGCUCUAAAUGAGGUGCAAAACACCAUCUAUAGAACAGCCCUGAAAUUACGCACUGUGCAAAUCCUGUGCCAAUUGGGCUGGACUGAUGUCUCCCUGAUCCAGCACAUCUUGCCAAGCCGCCAGUGUCAGGAGAAGCAGAACUCCCUGACAACUCAGCAGCUAUUGCAGUUGCUGAAGGAAUUAUUCCAGAAAGCUAAAUUAGAGAACCCAGGCCAGGUAGAUCCACAGGGCCCUGAGCACACCCUGAACUUGAUAGUUUCCAUGUAUGACAGGAGUGGAACAGGUUUUAUCAAAGCCAGAUCAGCUGCAGCUGCCCUAAUUGCUCUCUCAGGAGACAGUCUGCUUACUAAAUACAAAGCUUUCUUUCAACUCUAUGCUGACCCCAGUGGGAGAGAGACCCUGAUCACUCAGAGCGCCAUGAAGAGCCUGCUGACAGACUUACACCAGAUCCCAGCUGCUGUGGGGGAAAGCUGUGGUCUGUCUUGUGUGGAAAUUGCUAUUCAAAGCUGCUUCCAUGGGGUUCUGAACUCAGCAAUAGGUGAAGAGAAAUUCCUAUCUUGGCUACGAUCUGAACCUGGCCUUCUUCUGUGGCUUCCUACAUGUCAUAGAUUAUCAGCCACUGAAAUGGUUACACAUCACAUUCGAUGUAGCAUCUGCAAAAGUUUCCCCAUCACUGGGCUAAGGUAUCGCUGUCUGAAGUGCCUAAAUUUUGAUCUUUGCCAAGUCUGCUUCUUCACUGAGCGUCACAGCAAACCACACAAGAGGUCACACCCUGUGAUGGAAUGCUGUGUGCAGCAGAUGUCAGCAAAGGAGAAUGCAAAGGUCUUUUUUCGCACUGUCAGAAACAACCUGCUUCCCGAGCGCUGCAGAAGAAAGGAGGCUCAAAGAAGGCAGACACUGGAAAUAUUCUGGGAAAUCUCCUCCCUCCGUCAUGCUCAAGCACUGCCCUCCGCAGAGCUCUGCAUUUCCCCACAGCCUGCCCAUCGUUAUCUAGCCUCUCCAGCAUACAGACCAACCCCAGGGGUACCCAAGCACUUAGCUGAAAAGUCACCUGCAGUGCAGCACAUUGAGAAUGACAACUGGGCACCAGUACAGGACAAGACAUCAGCUCAGACAAUAGCCUCUAUCAAGGCAGAAUUGUUAAAAGCUCAUGAAUCCAUCAGAGUCCUUCACAGUGAGAAGAGGUAUCUCAGAAAGCAGUUAAACAAAUGGAAAGACAAGAUGCUGCUCCUCCACAACACCCAGGAUGACAAAACCUGCCAACAAGAAGCAUUGCUCCAAGUCCUGAUAGCAAACCAUGAAAGCAUGCAGGCAGAGCUGCAGCAACUGAGACUGGAAAUAAAGGCAAUGUUACAGCCACCAAACCAGUCUUCAUUUGUAUUGCUCCAAAAUAUGAUGCCAAAAAGUGAGGACCCGUGGGAGGAAAGAAAACUUCAUAGUGGAUCAGAUUCGGCUUUGGCAAAGCCUAUGCCCACUAGCUGCACUGAGUGGAAGUCCCUGUCUCGCUCCUCUGCAGAAAAAAGGCAGCUACCACAGACACAGACUAAGCCAGUAGCAAUGAACCCAGGAUCAUCAGGCACCGCUUUGGGGUCAACACUCCUGCAGAAUGGCAAUCCCUUAAUGAGAGAGCAUGAAAAAUCAAAAGAGAAAGGGAUUCCUCAGACAGAUUGGGAGGGGAAAUCACAACCUGAAAAUGCCAGCAACCUUCCCCAAGGAAUUAUGCCCAGAGCUUGUAGUCCCAUCGCAGCAGAAGUGCCAUUCAAUGAGAAGGAGAUGAGUGAAGAGGAGGAACUUAAGAAGCUACUGCUGAAGCUGAAGGAUGCUUUGUGUCUCCAACUGCAACCAGCUCAGCAGUCUGCUACAAAGCACAAUCUGCUCUCCACAUCUGGGCAUGUUUGCAGGUCCUUCUCUGACCUUAUCAACCAUGUGACUUUGCCAGCUUGGAAGUAAUGGGAUGCCAGUAUUAGCCUUACUACUUCACUGUACUGUUGCCCAGGUAAUUACAGCCAUGUGUCAUCUCUAAAGAUGCUCAGAUAUUGAACUGUCGUAAUCUAACGGAAUGGAGUCUUCUGUGGUGUUAGAGAAGGAAUUCUCCCUUCGAAAAGUACCAUGUAUUCCUAGACUAUUCCUAAAAUAAAGAAAAUAUAGAGCCACGUCUUGGCCAAUGCACAUCAAUAUGCUUCCAUUGACUUCAGUGAAUCUAUGCUAUCAUACACAGUUGAUGA